Molecule: messenger RNA, 351 nt
Organism: Metschnikowia bicuspidata var. bicuspidata NRRL YB-4993
Lineage: Eukaryota; Fungi; Ascomycota; Pichiomycetes; Serinales; Metschnikowiaceae
Product: RNA-binding signal recognition particle subunit
Exons: 1
Coding region: 1-351 (116 amino acids)
Biological process (GO): SRP-dependent cotranslational protein targeting to membrane
Cellular component (GO): signal recognition particle, endoplasmic reticulum targeting
Molecular function (GO): 7S RNA binding; endoplasmic reticulum signal sequence receptor activity
Source: RefSeq, a predicted model, not a curated record
AUGCUGGAUCAUAUAGCAAGAAACUUUCCUUUGCCUAGUCUCAGUAAUGCAGAGUUUUUGAAAGAAUUGGCCUCGUAUUUGAAAGCCGGCGAAGGCUCUUCAUCUGUUCACUUGACUCACAAAAGACUCCUGCCCCAAUCCCCCGCCACAGCUGAUCAAUUGUCUUCCAAUGUCAUCAGUCAUCUGACAAGCUUUGAAACAAAUACAAACACAUACUAUGUGCUCAUAAGGGCCAAAUGUGAAGAAAAGACUCUAACCACGGCGGUUGCACCGGAGGAAUUAGGUGAUUUCUGGACAAAAUAUUCGCAAAUAGUCAAAUCUGGGUUCAAGCUGAAAAACAAAACCAAGUAA